Scaptodrosophila lebanonensis is the source of this 1445-nucleotide messenger RNA. It is a transcript of the gene opm, whose product is annotated as transmembrane emp24 domain-containing protein 5. Gene Ontology annotation, cellular component: endoplasmic reticulum-Golgi intermediate compartment; COPII-coated ER to Golgi transport vesicle; Golgi apparatus. The transcript is spliced from 3 exons. Bases 398 to 1120 code for a protein of 240 amino acids. The record is from RefSeq and is a predicted model, not a curated record. Lineage: Eukaryota; Metazoa; Arthropoda; Insecta; Diptera; Drosophilidae. Gene Ontology annotation, biological process: endoplasmic reticulum to Golgi vesicle-mediated transport; Golgi organization; intracellular protein transport.
AUCAGCAAAAUGUGUAAAGAAUAGUAUUGCUGAAUUGGAGUUUGUCAAUUUACGACUUAGGGGGGAAAGUAGUACACUAAAAAAUCGUUUAACAUGGAAAUUCCAUAAUGGCAAUUGAAGAUGCGAAAUAGAUUUUUCGAACAGCGAAGUUGUGCACCUCUUCAUUAUAUUAUAUUUUGAUUUGAUAUAAAUCAUCAAGCCUAUUAACAUUUCGAAAACACCGAUAUCGAUGUGCAUGGAUAUGCAGAUGGGUGGACGACCAAGAUAAGCAUCGAUACCGCUUCCAUGUAUCGGAUAAACCAUCGAUGUUUUCUCACAUAUCUAGUUUCAAAGAAAACAACACCAAACACCGCUGUGUUUCAGAUCUCUACAAAUACGCUUGCUCUUAUUGCGCAAAAUGCAUCUGCAAACAUUAAAAUGCCUAGUUUGGAUGGGCCUGUGGAUAGUUCUCUGUGCAGCUCCCGGCGCCGUUCAUGGUUACGAAAAGGAGAUGACCGUCUAUGUGGAUGCCGGAAAGAAGGAGUGCCUGUACCAGAGCGUCAAACUGGGUGAAACCAUUGACUUUGAGUACCAAGUGAUAGACGGCGGUCACGGCGAUUUGGACAUUAGUUUUGCGCUACUUGACCCCAUUGGCUUGGUUAUAGUCAGCGACUAUAAGAAGUCGGAGAAUAUCCAUCGGCAUGAAGUGCAGAAGGAGGGUGAUUACCGCUUCUGUUUCGACAAUGGUUUUAGUGUGUUUAAUCGCAAGACGGUCUUCUUUGAGUUGAUUGUGGAGCGCGAGGGAGAGCAGCAUCAUGGCGACUCUCAAUGGAAUGGUGUGGAUGACUUGGCUGGGCUAACGCCCGAGGAAUACUACGACAUGAAGGUGCAGGACAUUAUGGACUUUAUUGGCCGUAUGCGCAUGCAACUCACCAAGGCACGCCAAUUGCAGGACGUACUGCGCUCCCACGAAGCCCGAGACCGCAAUUUGGCCGAAGCCAAUUUCCAAAAGGUGAACAAUUGGUCGAUGUUGCAAAUAAGUGCCAUGAUUGGCGUUGGUCUCAUUCAAGUUUUCAUGGUGCGCAGCAUUUUUGAGACCAAUGGGCGCAUGUAUAUGUUCUGGCGAAAAUUGGGCAUUUGAUGUGCUCGCCAGUUAGUUGAUGCCCGUUGGAGGGCGUAGCAAAUAGUACCAAAGAAGUUGUGCGGAUGUAUUGCAUUUAAUCCAAUCGAUUGUUGAAAAGUAGUCACAGUGAUGAACGGUCCUUAGUUAGUCCUUUGCCAUAUACCUACUAAGUUAUUUGAUAUAUAACUAUCUACAUAUUUAUAAACAUGUUUGUGUGUUUCCGUGCUUUGUGGAUGCGUGUGUGUGCGAGCGUUAUUAUACAGAAAGCAAUUGUAAUUUAAUAUCUAAAUUAAGAGUCAUUAUCACAACAUUUUUGGAACAAAUAAAGAGCAUUUUAAAGGUA